UCUCUAGCUCUUACACACAGGAAUAGUGCUCUACCUACACCUAUCUAAUCAUUGCGACAGUGCUCCUUUGAACAAGGCGCGGCGCCAAGUUAAUCUGGCAUCCUGUAGUACGCCGUCAUAUCAUGACAGGAUGACCCUUUCGAUCCCGGCUGUCUCCCGUCUCUUCCCGUCUGACUAUGGAAGCCUCUCCUUUGACCCAGCAGGCACGCCCUGAAAUAUUCCAACAGAAGAUUGUGAAGCUAUACGAGGCUUUGUUCCAGGAUGACGUCGAUGCCGACAGCGAGAAACCUGAAGGUUUCUGGCGCGAGUUCUUUCUUUUGAAGCCCGACCGAGCAUCAUUGCUGAAGAUACUUGCCGAAUUCAGCCCCGACGAUUUAAUACAUCUUCAGCCCCAGACACGUCAGCUCUUCUUCCGCGCUGUAGCGUGCCUGAAGAAAGGGAACAGUAUCGCCGUUUUACAUGCAUUAGAGACCCUUACGACUUUCUUCUCUGCCACUCUCUCCAAGAAGUAUACGAAUCCUAGCUCGGAUAUAAUAGCGGUACUAGCCGGGCUCGAUCAUGUUGAUACGAUCUUUACGGAUUUUGUUGGCGCUCUGGACAGCAUCAUUCGCAAUGGGAAUACGCUCGAGAUUCGGCAACGCGCCGUUGAGGUUAUGUUGUCUAUUACAUCCGGCGCUUACCAAACCAGCCUCUUGACAUAUUUCAUUCAGAGAGAUCUCUUCCCGGCUAUCAUGAAGUUUAUUCAAGACUCCGAUUCCCCCGAUAUGGCUCUGGAGCCUUUUACCUUGCUUGGACUUCUCGCAAAUUACAACAAAUUCGAGUUUCAAAAUCCGUACCAGCUCAGACUCAAUGACUUUGUUAAUGAGACUGCCAUACAGAAGAUUGUUCGAUGCGUUGGGCAUACUUGCAAAGAUUUGAGAGGCCAAUACAUUGAUAUUCUUGAGGAUCUGCCUGAGGGGUGGUCGUUGUCAAAUACACUCAGCAUGAUAGGCCUAGGCAAAAUUACUCCUGGCGCCAAGCCGAACCAAAAACCCAACUAUGAUCCCGAAGCAGCAAAGCAGAUGUUCGCUAAAUUACCCGGCGAAGAAGCUGCUGUGCUACUUGGCCUAUACGAUUUUAGUCAUGCUAACAAGCUCUUUUGCUUCAACUUGGUCACAAUGUCUGCUGACAAAGGCGAAGAGCAGCCCAUAUCCAGCUUACUUUCGCUGACAUCCUACCUCCUUCAACAUGCAUUUCUUUCGAACAGGGCUACAAACUAUGCCCAUCUCAGUCUUAUGGUAUUUCGAUUGCUUAUCGAGGACCAAGUUUUAUGCAAACGUAUCUGUAGCGAAGAGAGCAAAGCUACUGUACGGCUCUGUCGUCAACGGCAGCCAUAUCUUCCAAUCGUCAAGGGAGAACGUAUUCUCGCCACAAGUGUGCUGGACACUAUGAUUGAUGGCAUUAAUCAUAACCUUCGCCGAAGGUUGGAUGUGAGCCUUUAUACGCUGUGCGUGGGCAUCACAUUACGAAUCGUAUCCUAUCUAUCGCGUUCUCGAACGCGUAUACAGUACCAUUGGUCCGAAUUGUUUCGCUCUCUUCUCGCAUUAGUCCGUUUCCUGACUACAUAUGCCUCUGACCUAAAGAGCUUGCCGCAUUUUGAGACCUUACUAGAUCUCGUCGUUAAUCUCCUAGCCUUAUCAUUGUCUGCUGGUGAGGCCUUCCUUCCAACUCCAGCCGCAUACGAUGAUCUGUUCUACAAGGUUGUAGAAAGCGGCGAAGUUUUGGUGAAGUUUCGUGAUACAUACAACCUUUCAAAAAGGCCCUCCAAUUCAAUAGAUACGCUCGUCAACGUUACAGCGCAUUACAAGAUCUUGCUGGAGUCAGGUGGCCCGAAGAAGAAUCUUACAAGUACGGAAGUAGCGGAUGUAAUCAAGCAAGGCUACGAGACCCUGAGUAUUCAGACGAAAGAAGGAUUAGAUGGAUGGGAAAGAUACCGUGAAGCGGAUGAUCGAACACUAUUGAAGAAGAUGGCGAGAGCCACAGUUAUGGAUGUUAAGAUUAUGGUACAAGUUUAGGAAGAGUGUAACAAUCUAGCAUUAUUAAUUGUGAACUCUGUGAGGAAGGUGUUGCGAUCGAUUGUUGGAGCUUCUUGGGGCCUUUACUAUGGACGUCAAUCCCGAUUUUAGGCAAGUCAGUCUUUUGAUCC
This is a messenger RNA of Xylaria bambusicola, 2185 nucleotides long. RefSeq lists its product as uncharacterized. Lineage: Eukaryota; Fungi; Ascomycota; Sordariomycetes; Xylariales; Xylariaceae. The transcript is spliced from 6 exons. Bases 177 to 2054 code for a protein of 625 amino acids. Gene Ontology annotation, biological process: regulation of Golgi organization. Gene Ontology annotation, cellular component: cytosol. The record is from RefSeq and is a predicted model, not a curated record.